Neocloeon triangulifer is the source of this 1066-nucleotide messenger RNA. It is a transcript of the gene Iyd, whose product is annotated as iodotyrosine deiodinase. Gene Ontology annotation, molecular function: oxidoreductase activity. The record is from RefSeq and is a predicted model, not a curated record. The transcript is spliced from 4 exons. The coding region runs from base 64 to 942 and encodes 292 amino acids. NCBI's taxonomy places the organism in Eukaryota, Metazoa, Arthropoda, Insecta, Ephemeroptera, Baetidae.
AGACUCGGAGAACGCCAGCGCCUGACCCCAUUCUUGGCGCUUAGUUAGUCUCGAGCCGGCGCUAUGUUGGAGCACAUGCCAUUUCUGGCCACUUACUGGCCAUACAUAGUAACUUUUUUUGCUGCUAUUUUUGUCCCAGGACUUUGGCGAAAAAAUGACAACCAAGGAAGAAAUGACGGCGCCCCUAAGCAAUAUCAGACUCCAGAUCAAGUCGCUGAAAUAAAAGAAGAGGAAGAAUGGAUUGAAGAUCCACAUGACCUGACGAGCGCCCUCCCCGAAGACUUAGAGCACAUUCCACUCCAGUAUAAAAGACCUUCCGACGCUGAAAUGCUCAAGCGAUCCAAGGAGUACUAUGAGCAAAUGAACGCCAGGCGCACAAUUAGAUAUUUCAGUUCCGACCCCGUCCCGUUUGAAGUCAUCAAAAACAUUGUCAAAACUGCAGCAACUGGUCCCAGCGGCGCCCACACUGAACCGUGGACUUACGUGGUUGUGCAAGACCCUGACGUGAAAGCCAAGGUGCGGCAAAUCAUCGAAGAGGAGGAGGAGAUCAACUACAAAAAGCGAAUGGGUCAGCAGUGGACAACCGACCUGAAGCCUUUGAGGACCAACUGGAUCAAAGAGUACCUGACAGACGCGCCGUACCUGAUUCUUGUCUUCAAGCAAAUGUUCAGCUUGAAACCGGACGGCACCAAAAAGAUCCAUUACUACAACGAAAUCAGCGUUUCCAUUUCGUACGGAAUUUUCCUCACCGCCGUCCAGAACGCCGGUCUUUGCGGUUUGACAAGCACGCCUCUGAAUUGCGGCCCUGCUCUGAGAAAUCUCCUUGAGCGCCCACCAACUGAGAAGUUGAUGCUUCUUUGUCCCGUCGGCUUCCCUGCAAAGGACGCAACUGUUCCUGAUUUGGCCAGAAAGCCGGUUGAGGAUGUCAUGGUUUUAUUCUAGGCAUUAUUUCUCUUGCCUUCACUAACUCCUUGAUAUAUUUCACACCUAAACGGCUAUUUUAAUUAAUUAAUGUCUAUUUUAUUGAAUUUUGGUGAAAAUAAAAAUCUGAAUAAUAUAUUUUGCA